AUGUUAACACCAUCGCAGGUCUUCUUCCAGGAGAUGUUUGCAGGCUCUAGACGGGUAAAUCCCAUCGGGAUCACCAAAGUGGCCACAAAGGGCCCCGAAACGCCAGACUUCGCGCGGCGAUUACUGGGAAAGCAAUUCCGACCUCAAAACAUCCAGCGGUCUCAGCUCAACAAUCGUGCCACCAAGGAGAAAGCUAAGAGCUCAACUAUCGGCUACUCGGUGAAUCCACUCCAAAAGGUCGUCGCAAGCAUUCAGGACGACGGCAGCAAACGCGAACACCGUGAACCAACAGUCUCACCCGUCCUCGUCCGCGACGCUUGCCGAUGCCCGUCAUGCAUCGAUCCCUCCGACAAACAGCGCAACUUCUCCUACUCAGAGAUCCCUUCCAACAUCUCCUUUAAGGAUGUCAUUUACGUCGAAGGCGCCGGCGACGUCGAAGUGCGCUGGGAGAACGACGUCCCCUCAUCCCCUCCAGACCACAGGUCCAUCAUCACCAAAGAAGCCAUCAAGAACCUCCGCAAUGAAUUCCGCAACCCGCAUUGGGACCUGUACAAACGGCCCUUGAAUCUCUGGGACCGCGACACCUAUCAAAAGGACACCGCCCGCGUCGAUUUCAACGACUACAUGAACCACACCACCUCCCUUGCCGAGGCCAUGCACCUCCUGUGGCGCGACGGCCUGGUCUUCAUCGACGGCGUCCCCGAAUCCGAAGAGUCCGUAUCCCAAAUCGUGAACCGCAUGGGGCCUCUACAACAGACCUUCUACGGCCCGACGUGGGACGUGCGCAGCGUGCCCAACGCCAAAAACGUCGCCUACACCUCCAAACACCUCGGCUUCCACAUGGACUUGCUAUACAUGCGCGACCCGCCAGGCUUCCAAUUCCUGCAUUGCGUGCACAACAGCGCCCAGGGCGGCGAGUCACGCUUCGCCGACACCUUCAACGCCCUGGACAAGCAGUUCAUCAGCCGCCCUCAGGACUUUCCCACGCUCAAGCACCAUCUCGUGCGCUACGAAUACGACAACGACGGCUUCUUCUACUCGGACGCCAAGCCCACGGUGCAGACCAUCGACUCGGCGGCUGUCCCGCCGCGCAACGUGCUCAAUGCCCGAUCCUCCGAAAUACGCAACGUCGCGCACGUCUUCUGGUCGCCGCCGUUCGUGGGCAAUAUCCCGCCGAAACCAGACCACCUGAAACUCAGCCGCUUUGUCCUGGCGAGCAAGAAGUUCUCUGAUAUCCUGGAGCAGCCUGAGAACGUGGUCGAAGAGAAGAUGGACAGUGGCACGUGUGUCAUCUUCGACAACUUGCGUGUCGUCCAUGCCCGGAACGCAUUCGACGUGAAUUCGGGCAAGAGAUGGCUGCGAGGAGCGUAUCUCAGUCGACAAGAUUUUAUUAAUAAGGCUGUAAAAGUCAUGAAUAUUAUGCCUGAGUAUGAACUCCAGCAUGUGGACGGAAGCAAUGAGUAG
Exophiala xenobiotica is the source of this 1464-nucleotide messenger RNA. RefSeq lists its product as uncharacterized. Gene Ontology annotation, biological process: carnitine biosynthetic process. Gene Ontology annotation, molecular function: oxidoreductase activity. NCBI's taxonomy places the organism in Eukaryota, Fungi, Ascomycota, Eurotiomycetes, Chaetothyriales, Herpotrichiellaceae. Gene Ontology annotation, cellular component: mitochondrion. The record is from RefSeq and is a predicted model, not a curated record. The transcript has a single exon. The coding region runs from base 1 to 1464 and encodes 487 amino acids.